AUGCCUAACUGUCCACGUUGCAACAAACCCGUUUAUUUUGCUGAACGAGUCACAUCUAUUGGCAAAGACUGGCAUAGACCGUGUCUUCGAUGCGAAAACGAAGCAUGUAAGAAGACAUUGGCUGCGGGAGGACAUUCGGAGCGUGACGGUAAACCGUACUGCAAUCGAUGCUAUGGAGCUCUGUUCGGUCCGCGAGGCUACGGUCAUGGUGGAGUUGAAUCCCAUACGUUCCAUCAUGGACAGACCGGCAAGGUUUAA
Necator americanus (New World hookworm) is the source of this 258-nucleotide messenger RNA. RefSeq lists its product as uncharacterized. The transcript has 4 exons. The record is from RefSeq and is a predicted model, not a curated record. The coding region runs from base 1 to 258 and encodes 85 amino acids. NCBI's taxonomy places the organism in Eukaryota, Metazoa, Nematoda, Chromadorea, Rhabditida, Ancylostomatidae.